AUGUCUAAACUGGCAUUGUUCAAUGUGUAUAUAACUGAACGGCUAACAGCGGUGGCUGUGGAGAUAGCCGGGGUGGUAGAGAGAACCAUAACAGAAUACCAGGAGGAACUCUCUCGUUCAAAGGAGGAGAACGAACGUCUUCGACGGCUGCUGGAUUUCAAACUGCACAGAACAGACCCCCAGCAGCUCACGCUCCCAGUCUCUGAAAAGGAGGUUCCCCCUGAGCGGCAGCAUGGUGAGCAGAAGUGGGGCCCCAAUCUGGGGCAGAAGGACCCAGAGUCCACACAGAUUAAAGAUGAACAAGAGGAAAUCGGGACAAAUCAGGAGGAAGAGCUUGAAAGGCUAGAAUCUGAUACCAACAACUCCAUAUUCACUGUCUGUGAGGAGAGAGACAGUAACCCACCUUAUCCGCCCUAUCAAAUGCAUUUCUCAAGCCACACUUUCCAGAGCAAAGAGGAUGAUGUGUUAUGCAUCCUCAUUCCAAAAGAGAUCAAAACUGAGCCUGAUGGAGAGGACUACACAGUAUCAGAAGCAACCAGUGCCUCUCAGUCCCUAUCAGAAGGAUAUCUAGGCUGUUCUGCAGCUCAGAGUGAAAACAGCGGAAGUGACAACGAGGUGGAGAGUGGGGGACAACCGUCAGGGUCAAAGCCACUGGAAUCAUCCAGAAAAUGGGCAAAGAAAGAACUAAGCUUCCAUACCGUUGCUGGGGGCAGAGCGACCACAAAUGCUUCUCCUUAUUGUUGCAAGUUGUGUGGAAGUACAUUUGUGUACAUUGGUCCUUUAGUUAACCAUGUGAAAAAUGUACACACAAAGCAUACGAAAAUGUGUGGUGUGUGUGAAGAAGUCUUUGAGUCCAUGGCAAGUCUGACAGAUCACCUGCAAACCCACAUAAAAGCAACACGUACUUGUAAUGUGUGUGGCAAAUGCUUCCCUAGUGAUGCUAAUCUGAGAACACACAUGGUGUCUCACACAGGAGAGAAACAGUAUCAAUGCAAAGAAUGUGGGAAAUGCUUCAAAACUAAGGGAUAUAUGAAAUUGCAUAUGAGACUGCACACUGGGGAGAAACCAUUUCAGUGCAAAGAAUGUGGAGAAAGUUUCACUUGUAAUGGAUACUUGAAAGCACAUAUGAAGUUCCACACAGGGGAGAAAUCAUAUCGGUGUAAGGACUGUGGGCAAGACUUUGACCAGAAGACACAACUGGAAACGCAUAUGUGGACUCACAGAGGUGAGAAACCACAUGGUUGCAAGCAGUGUCCCAAAAGCUUCAAGCGCAAGGAAGAACUGACCAGACACACUGCGGUUCACACAGGAGAGAGACCUUUCAAGUGCACUGUUUGUGGACAUUGCUUUGCCACCCCAGGCAACCUGACACAACACCUGACCACUCACUCCGGAGAGAAACCGUAUCGGUGCAAAUUCUGUGGCAGAUGCUUUAGAAAUAAUCCGCUACUUAAAAGUCACCUGAGGAACCGUCACAAAUUUCAUGAAAGUGCCUGAUUCUCAGAAGAUGACUUAAAGGACAAGUUAAGUUUUUUUACAACCAAAUCUCUAUUUUUGAUGUAAAUAGCAUGUUCUUGAAGAGUACAGAUACCUUUUUUUGUGAUUUUGCAUGUUUGAGAAGCUUAACACAAACGGCAAAUCACUUCCUCAUCCUCGUUGUGUAGUAUGCAGUCCCUAAAAAAGCAGGAACAAAGGCUCCAAAAACACCCAAAUGUGUACUUUUAGUUCAUUCUGAACUUUAUCCACUGUUAUAUUACCUUGCACAAGUCAUUUCCCUUAUCCAGCUGUUCCAUUUUCUGUGUAGAGUGCUGCUACAUAACUGACAAAAUAAAGGAAACCCCAACAUAAAGCAUCUUAAUAUGGCAUUGGGCCACCACGAGCCGCCAGAAUAAUAUAUAUAAUAUAUGCCAUUUAGCAGACGCUUUUAUCCAAAGCGACUUACAGUCAUGUGUGCAUACAUUCUACGUAUGGGUGGUCCCGGGAAUCGAACCCACUACCCUGGCGUUACAAGCGCCAUGCUCUACCAACUGAGCUACAGAAGGACCACAGCUUCUAUACUCUUUGGCAUAGAUUCUACAAGUGUCUGGAACUUCCUGUGUGGAAGCACCCCAUGCUUUCAAUAUCACAUUUUAUUGGUCACAUACACAUUUAGCAGAUGUUAUUGCGGGUGUAGCGAAAUGAUUGUGCUCCUAGCUCCAACAGUGCAGUAGUAUCUAAAAAUGAUUCACAACAAUACACACAUCGAAAAGUUAAAUCAUGGAAUUUAUAAAUAUUAGAUCGAGCAAUGUAGGCGUGGCAUUGACUAAAAUACAAUAUAAUAUAAUACAGUAUACAUAUGAGAGAGUAAAGCAGUAUGUAAACGUUAUUAAAGUGACAAGUGUUCCAUUAUUGAAGGGGCCAGUGAUUCCAAGUCUGUAGAUAGAGCAGUAGCCUCUAAGGUGAAGGCUUGCGUAACAAGGUGGAAGCCGGCUAGUGAUGGACUGAAAAACAGCUAAUAUCAGGUCCCAGCUUUUAUGUACCUGUACUGACCUCAUCUUCUGGAUGAUAGCGGGGUGAACAGGCCGUGGCUCAGGUGGUUGAUGUCUUUUGAAGAUCUUUUUGGCCUUCCUGGGUGCUGUAGGUGUCCUGGAGGGUAGGUAGUUUGCCCCCGGUGAUGCGUUGGGCAGAGCACACCACCCUCUGGAGAGCCCUGCGGUUGCGGGUGGUGCAGUUGCCAUACCAGGCAUUGAUACAGCCCAACGGGAUGCUCUCAAUUAUGCAUCUAUAAAAGUUUUAGGUGCCAAGCCAAAAUUCUUCAGGCUCCUGAGGUCUUUGUGGUUGGACCAUUUCAGAACGUCAGUGAUGUGAACGCCGAGGAUCUUGAAGCUUUCCACCUUCUCCACUGCAGUCCCGUUGACGUGGAUAGGGCCGUGCUCCCUCUGCUGUUUGCUGAAGUCCAGAAUCAGAUCCUUUGUUUUGUUGACGUCGAGUGAGGUUAUUUUCCUGGCACCCCUCUCCCAGGGCCCUCACCUCCUCCCUUUUAUACUUUGUAUCUCUUGUUUACUCAAGACGUUCCUUUAUUUUGGCAGUUACAUGGAGAAUGGACAGAGGUAUUGCUGGAGUCACAACAAAAUGUUGCGGAUAAAGUUCUGAAUGACACGAUAUCUAAAGACCUAAUGAAAUGACAUAUUUGUUCAUGUUUUUCAGGGCCCCCAUACUACACAAUGGGGAAGUUAUUCAAGUUUCUCAAAAACAUGGGAAAUCACAAAAAAGGUUCCUGGACCCUUCUAUAACAUGCCAUUUACAUCAAAAAUAGUGAUUUGGUUCUAAAAAAAAAAAGGAAACUUCUCCUUUAAGUUUAAAAUAGACACUGCCUUUUGGUUGGUGGUGCAUUGGAACAUAAUGUACAAUAUAAUCUAUAAAACAAUGGAUUUAGAUGCUCUCUUUCAGGCUAUGCCUUCAGUCAGAGUUGUGAAUACUAAUCUGCUUUUUACUAUUAAAUAAAGGCCUUCUAUAUAUAUAUUCCCAUGAGAGCACACUAUUUUCAUUUUUGUGAAGGAACUUACAAAACUGCCCCUGUACAUUCUUUAUAUAAAUAAAAAUGGGUUCAGGGGGAUGUAAAUGUUUUGUUUGGCAUAUUAUAUGGAUGCUACAGAGUACAAUGAACCUUCUAUUGAGAUACGA
Messenger RNA from Oncorhynchus keta (chum salmon), 3663 nucleotides. RefSeq names its product zinc finger protein OZF-like. Gene Ontology annotation, molecular function: DNA-binding transcription factor activity, RNA polymerase II-specific; RNA polymerase II cis-regulatory region sequence-specific DNA binding. The transcript has 2 exons. Bases 1 to 1497 code for a protein of 498 amino acids. The record is from RefSeq and is a predicted model, not a curated record. Gene Ontology annotation, biological process: regulation of transcription by RNA polymerase II. Lineage: Eukaryota; Metazoa; Chordata; Actinopteri; Salmoniformes; Salmonidae.